Molecule: messenger RNA, 420 nt
Organism: Aspergillus fumigatus Af293
Lineage: Eukaryota; Fungi; Ascomycota; Eurotiomycetes; Eurotiales; Aspergillaceae
Product: basic helix-loop-helix domain-containing protein
Cellular component (GO): nucleus
Molecular function (GO): DNA-binding transcription factor activity; protein dimerization activity
Source: RefSeq, a predicted model, not a curated record
AUGAAUCAAAAACCGUCCGUUGGUUCUCCUGAGUGGCACCAAAUUCGCAAGAACAAUCACAAAGAGGUGGAACGUCGGCGUCGUGAAGCUAUCAACGAGGGUAUUAAUCAGCUAGCGCGUCUGGUCCCCAACUGUGACAAGAACAAAGGCGCUAUCCUACAGCGUACAAUCGAGUACAUCUGCCAGCUGCAUGAUGAGAAGAAAACGAUGAGUGAACGAUGGGAGCAAAAUAACAUGACUACAAGUCAUGCUAUCAACGAGAUCAGCGCCCAGAAUUCCAAGUUGAAAUUAGAAGUUAACCGCCGUGGAGAUAUCGCCCAGAAGUGGCUUCAGCGCUGUCGCGACGCAGGUCUCGAGUUCGACGACUACAACGAUGCUGAAGAGCUCGAGCCCCUUGAGGUCGACCAGGGUCAGGUCUGA